This is a messenger RNA of Anthonomus grandis grandis, 2531 nucleotides long. RefSeq names its product adenosine deaminase 2-like. Gene Ontology annotation, biological process: adenosine catabolic process; inosine biosynthetic process. Lineage: Eukaryota; Metazoa; Arthropoda; Insecta; Coleoptera; Curculionidae. The transcript has 7 exons. The record is from RefSeq and is a predicted model, not a curated record. Bases 353 to 1888 code for a protein of 511 amino acids. Gene Ontology annotation, molecular function: adenosine deaminase activity.
CAAUAAGUAGCGAUAAUAGAAAUUGUCAUAACACAUUAAAUUAGUAGUUGUUUAUAAGAUAUACUGAAUAAACAAUUUGCUAAAUUACAUUUUCGGUGAUUGUCUUGGUUAUAAAAAAUUGUUUAUUCGUUAAGAUGUUCAAUUAUAGAUAUCUAUAAAAACCUCCAAGCUUCGUGACGUAAAAUCGAUAACCAGCAUCCAACGCAGUAGGCAGCGAUUGGUCGUAUCUAUGGGAAUCCCAGAGACAGCCGCAGAUACUAAAAUAUAAAACCGCGCGCAUAUAUUGACCUACUUUUAUGGUUAUCUGGCCAAUUAACCAUUAAACUCUCAAAAAUCCCUACGUUUUAACACGAUGUUAGUCCAUCAGAAGCAACUGAAAGAGACGAGUUGUCCACAAUUGAGUGUUCUGCUGUUAAUGUUCCUCUCAACUCUCGUUAUGUGUGAAACAGACAACUACUUGAAACAAAGAGAUGCCAUAUUGAAAAGGGAACAAGAAGAAUUCAUAGGUGGUAAUAUGGUACUAACCCAAAAAGAAGAAAAGGUCAACGGGUAUCUGUUAGAAUUAAAAAAGAACGAAUUGGUGGAAUCUUAUAAGAAUUUCAGCGCGUUCUUGCCCGCUAAAAAUUUCUUAAUAGCAAAGGAGGACAUUGAACUAUCAAAGGUUUUUCAAUUUAUAAAAAAAGUUCCAAAAGCUGCAUCGUUGCAUACUCAUAUGUUGGCAGGAGUAAAUGCGGAUUACAUCAUCGAGAAUUUUAGUUACAUGGAGAACGUUUACGGAUGUUAUAACGAAAUGCAGGUUUUCAAGUUGAGAGUGCUGAAGGAUGCCAAACAGGAUGGGAAUUGCUCUUGGAAAAGUUUGAAAACUUACAGGAAAGAAUUACAACAAAACAACACAAAUUUCGACGAUUUCCUUAAAUCCAAAUUAACACUGGACGAAACCUUCAUAAACCAAAGCAGAGAAAACGUAUGGGCCAAGUUCAAAAAUCUUUUUUCCACAAUUUACGACUUGGUUUCAUACAAACCACUGUUCCAGAAGUUCGUUUAUCAACUCUUAAAGGAGCUUUAUGACGAUAACGUAUUUUACACUGAAUUAAGAGGCACCUUUAUGCCAUUAUAUGACUUAAAUGGCACCACGUAUGACGCAAAAGUCUUCUUUGAAACACUGAUGGCUACAGUAGAAGACUUUAAAAAAGACCACCCGAAUUUCUUAGGGGUCAAGUACAUUCAUAGCAUAUACAGAGGAGUGGACAAUAGUACCCUUAAAAACGCUCUGGAAGAACUUAUUUAUUUUAAAAGCUUAUAUCCAGAUUUUAUUGCUGGCUUCGACUUUGUGGGCCUGGAAGAGGAUGGUCGAAACUUAUUGGAUUUCCAUGAAGAAUUAUCGGGAGUUGCCAAGGAUUUGAAAUUCUUUUUUCAUGCCGGCGAAACUAACCAGUUUGGUAAAACGGAUCUUAAUUUGUUGGACGCCAUUUUAUUGAACUGCUCCAGGGUGGGUCACGGAUUCGCUUUGGCGAAACAUCCAGAGUUAAUGGUGAUGGCUAGGAAUAGAGAUAUCGCUGUUGAGUUGUGUCCUAUAUCCAAUCAAGUCUUAAAGUUAAACCAAGACCCCAGAAACCACCCUGCCGCGGUCCUUCUAUCGAAAAACUACCCCAUAGUGAUUUGCAACGACGAUCCUUCAGCAUGGGGUGCAACUGGAGUCAGCUACGACUGGUACGUCGUCUUUAUGUCAAUGACAUGGGAGAACCAUGGUUUAGCGGUCCUAAAAAGUUUCGCCCUAAACUCCAUAAGAUACAGUGGGAUGUCCGAGAGGGAGAAAAUCAAUGCCCUAACAGUUUGGGAACGGCAGUGGGACCAGUUUAUAGAUGACAUAUUAGAAAAUUUAAGUUAAUUAAGGUGGUAUUUAGAGCUGAUAUUCAUCAUCAGGUUAAUGUUGGAAAUAGACGGCGUUUAGAUGUUCCACGACAUCGAAAAGAAAUUUUUAAACGAUCAUUUUCUUAUAAUAUUGCAUCUGUAGUAAAUAAAUAUAUUACCACCGUCUAUAGAUUACAAUUGUAAUUACAAUUGUAUAGAUUACAAUUGUAAUUACAAUUGAUUACAAUUGUAAUCUAUAGACGGUGAUAUUACUGAUCUUUCGCUAACGACAAACGGCUUCCGAAAAUGCAUGAAAUCUAAGCUCCAGAAUAUUAUUUAAAAACGGAGCAAUGCAUUUAAAAAUAUGAAAUUUGGAUUUGUUAUAGGUUUUUAUGUUUGUAUAUUCUCUUUUUCAUUUUAUUUAUGUAAAGAUGUUUUAAAUGUGUUUCCUCGAUUUUUGUGCACUAUUUAUUUAUUUUUCUUUGGGUACUUACUAUUAGAUACUUUUUUUGGUUAAAUUAUUCUACUUUAUAGGCUACAACGGCCCUCAACUGCGUUGAGAAGCUGAAAAGAUGCCUUUUAAUCCGCAUUUUGUCCGACAUUUUUUGUUACAAUGAUGUUUUUUUACAGCUUUGUAAAGAUAUGUAUAUGUGGAUUAAUAAACGUUAUUCUUAUUAUAA